AGGGGGCGGCGUCCUGGCGUUCAAAACAGAGCCUGCCCUCAAUCCCUUUCUUAUUUCUCCUCUCCCGUCCAUUUUAGCGCUUAUUUUAACCCCGUUUUCGAUGAUUUAAAUCCCUUAGAGUCUUUUUUAGUUCUUGAUCACCUCUUUAGUCCAAUAUAAUGCGGUUGAUUUCUGUUUUUGCCCCGCGUAACACCCAAAUCCCCCUGCUCCUGUGCGCUUUCUCUUCUUCUGGCAUCCUCCCCGUGUUUGUUUCCUCGCUGCUUUCGGUGAAAAUGGACGAAUAAAAGCCGGAUAAAUGCUCCUCCCGUCGAUGAGAGACUCGGCUUUUGACAUCGAAGAGGUGUGCGUGCCCUGGGUGCAGCCUGGCCUGCGCUGCGGAGGUGAUGAAGUUCCCUGGUCAUGUGGACAACCGGCGGCUGGUGACUCUCCUGGAGGCCGCGCUGCAUCGGGAAGCUCGCCUCUGGAAGGUCCCAGUCUACAAGAACGGGCUCAUCCAGGGCACUGACACCUCUUCCGCCCAGCACCAGGAGGUGAUCCGAUGGCUGGGGGAGAUGAGCCGCUGUUUCCGCUUCUGCCCCGAGACCUUCGCUUUGGGCGUGUGUAUCCUGCACCGCAUGCUGUCCACUGUGAAGGCUCAGCCAAAAUACCUGAAGUGCAUCGCGUUCACCUCUCUGAUCCUGGCCGCCAAGAUCAACGAGGAAGAUGAGGUCAUUGGCUGUGUGAAGGACCUGGUUGUGCUGAGCGGCUGCAGCUUCUCCACAGCAGAGAUCCUUCGUAUGGAGCGCAUCAUUCUGGACAAACUGCACUGGGACCUGUACACGGCCACAACGGUGGACUUCAUCCACAUCUUCCACGCCCUGCUGGUCUCGGGACAGCCCUUCCUCAUCCCGUCCAUCGGUCUGGGCUCCGGGGUGGCCCAUCAGAACAGACCCUCGGGCCUCCAGGGGGCGCUGUGGACCAGGCAGGCGCAGCACUGCAUGGCCUGCCACCAGCUCUGGCAGUUCAAGGGCUCCACGUUGGCUUUGGCCAUCAUCACUUUGGAGCUGGAGGCGCUAACUCCCGACUGGUUUUCCAUCUGCAACGACCUGGUGAAAAAGGCACAGGUGGACAGUGCCGAGCUGAUCCACUGCAGGGAGACGGUGGACGAGUACCUCCACAGUCUGGAGUUCUCCCUCUCCGCGAACGCCGUGUACAUCCUGGACGCGGCGCAUAUCGGGACGGACAGGCAGAGGGCGCGCAGGGGGAGGGGCCAACGCGACCAGGGCGACCGCGACGACGACUACUACGAUGGUUUCGGGUGCUUGUACAGCGAGGAGAAGAUGCCCGAGUCUAACGGCGGAGUGUCUAUGAAAAACGUGUCUCCCUGCCCGCCGCUCCACCCUCCCGUCAACUAGAGGCGGCGACGACACUGUCCAGUUCUUAGUCCGAAAAUACAUUCACUUAUUAUUAUGAAGGUCCAAAAGUAAUGUUUGAACGACCACAAGUUACCUACCUGUCGUGUUUUUGAACCGGUGACCAAUCGAACGUCUUGGUCAAAAGUUUUAGUUUUAGUCUCGUUUUAUUUGUGAAUCCUUGCGUGUUGGCAGCCAUUUUUUUUUUUUUUUUUUUUUUUAUGACUAUAGACGUGGGUGUGCUAACCUCUGAUGCCACAAAACAGGAAAACUUCAGACUGAAUGUUUCACGUCGAAACAGAGCUACAAUGGUCCAUCCAAGUCGUCGACCUGUUCACGUUUUUGUACUUUUAAUGUACUUUUUGAACCCAGAGACGGUUUUGUUUUAAUGUGAAGCUAAUCGAUAAGUCCAUGUGGAAGGCGUGGUUAUUUUAUGUUCUGAGAGUCGAUCCAGAUUUAGUUUGUGGUGCUCCGGUUCUCGCCGAGCCUAACAGCACUUUCAAAAGCUUUUUUUAUUAUAAAACUAUAUUUUUUCAGAAGUCUUUAAUGUUAUUUUAACCUUUUACUUACUUUUACUAAACAUUUGCGCGAUUCUGUAAUUGUUACGUUUGGAAAAGCUUUACUUUCAUAAUAAAUGCUGCAUAAACUCGCUAUUGUCCGGUUACACCUGUCACUUUUAAAAACUUUGAGGUUAGAUCCAGAUGAACUGGCAUCAUGAGAUUCACAUGAUCAGCAUCAGUAGAACUCACUUUUAGAUCGUAGUAUUCGUAUUACUGCAUUAACAAUAUUUAAGAUUUAAGUUAAACCACGUUCUGUCUGUUCCCAUAAAGGGGACAGUAAAGUUAAUUUAAUGUACUUUUUAUUUAGCACUAUCUGUAUCUUUGCUUUUAAAAAGAAAACUAUGGAAACACAAUAUGAUCAGUGAAACUGCGUUUGUGUUGUCUCUGUUGAAGGUCUUCACUCCAAACUAAAGACAUUUAUUUAAUUCCCUGUUUGACCUCAGCGUGAACUGGUUACUGCUCAAAACUGUUGCUCCACUCGUCAGUUUACUUUGUCUUCAACAUGUUUCUUCCAAUACAAAGGCAGCUAUUCUUUGUUUCCAUUUAAAAAAACAAUAAAGCUGAGACUUAAAAAGUCAAAA
Periophthalmus magnuspinnatus is the source of this 2532-nucleotide messenger RNA. It is a transcript of the gene ccni2, whose product is annotated as cyclin I family, member 2. The record is from RefSeq and is a predicted model, not a curated record. Gene Ontology annotation, biological process: mitotic cell cycle phase transition; regulation of cyclin-dependent protein serine/threonine kinase activity. Gene Ontology annotation, cellular component: nucleus; cyclin-dependent protein kinase holoenzyme complex; cytoplasm. Lineage: Eukaryota; Metazoa; Chordata; Actinopteri; Gobiiformes; Gobiidae. The transcript has 7 exons. Bases 384 to 1394 code for a protein of 336 amino acids. Gene Ontology annotation, molecular function: cyclin-dependent protein serine/threonine kinase regulator activity.